Molecule: messenger RNA, 1143 nt
Organism: Symbiodinium necroappetens
Lineage: Eukaryota; Dinophyceae; Suessiales; Symbiodiniaceae
Source: the annotation of a GenBank genome assembly
AUGGCUAGCGACAGUGCCCUGGGCCUUCUAUUUGCACUGAUUGCGGCCAUCGCCUUCGGCAUCCAGUAUGUACCGGUCAAGAAGUACGAGAUCUUUGAAGGGACGGCCUUCCAGUGGUUCAUGUGCAACGGCAUCCUCAUGGUUGGCUUCGUCAUCGCUAUCGCUGCUGGCGAGCUGGACCGCGGACUGCCACCCUUGGUCGUCUUUGGCGGGGCUCUUUGGGCGAUGUCCAACUACUUCGUACUGCCACUGGUGAAGCUGCUCGGGAUCGGCCUGGGAUUCUCACUCUACCACUUCGUGAACUUGAUGGUUGGAUACUGCAUCGGCCGGUUCGGCCUCUUCGGCGUGACCCCGCUAACAGGGGAACUGGUCUACUGCGAUGGUGGCUGCCUCUUGAUUCUGAUGUCCUUCUUCAUCAUGGUGUUUGUCGAGGCGGGCCAUGGUGAUGACGAGGACUCCGAGGACUCCGAGGAAAGCGACGAGAGCAGAGCUUCCUCGACCGACAAUUUGGUGGGUGAGGGGAUGACCGCUGCAGAGUGCGACAUGAACUUUAUGUCCGUGGGCGGUUUCUCAGUCUUCGGCGCCCCCUCCAACCGCCAACUGGCCGCGAGGAAGGUUGACCAGAGGGACCCAAACCGACGCAAGUCCUCCUUAGACACGCUUGGCCCAGGAGCACGGAAAGUGGUUGGCGUCUUACUGGCUGUGGUAGCGGGGGGCCUCUGUGGAGUUCAAGGUGUCCCUGCUACACUUUGGGAAAAAGAACAUCCCGACGUGCAUGCCUUCGCAGUUGCCUUGCCACAAUGCUUCGGAAUAUGGGCAUGCUCCAGCGUGCUGCUCAUGCUGUACUCAAGCAUCGCUGUGGUGCGCGGUGUGAAAGUGCAGAAGUCCGUGAUUGGGCCUGCAUAUGCCAGCGGCUGCAUAUGGGGCGUGGGCUUCGCAUGCAUGAUGAAAGGAAUCAAGUACUUGGGCUACUCGGUGGGAUAUACUCUCGAUGCUGUCGGUCCCAUAUUGGUCUCAAGCUUGCUCUCAGUUUUUGUGUUCCGCGAGAUCACCGGCCAACGGCAGCUGAUGAUCUACUUUGGUGCCUUCUUUCUACAACUGGUUGGAGUGAUACUCAUUGCGAGCUUCGGCAAGCCGGACUAA